UGUUCUUUAGUCAAAGCGAAAGUGCAUUCUUAAAACGAUAGAAUGGAAGCAAGAAAGCGGAGCCAGCAUAAAUUAAUAUGCAAUGUGGUACGAAAGCUUAAAGUAAGAAAUUGUGGAGACGUUGAUUGCAAUCUGAUUGCAAUGGUUUACUUUUAUUCUCAUCCUUGCUUUCUUUGCUUUCAUCCUUGUGGCAUUAACAGUGUAUUAUGCAUAAUACUGGCAUUCUAGCUGCGUUUUUGCUUUAUCUAUUUUCACUCAGCAUCUGUUGCUUGAAUGCACAGCCACUUGCGAAACAGCAGCAACAGCAGUUAGCAUCCUAUUCAUCAUCAAUAAAGACAAGUAUACCCGCAUCUUACCUGAAGAGAUAUCAAAACAUGAACGAAUUUGAACGCUAUUAUACAAACAUUGUUAAUCUUGCUAUGGAUGAAGUUGUUCGAGACUUGAUUGAAACUGCUGCUGACACUUACUACACAAUUCAUGAAUUGCAAUUUGUUGGCAAAGACUAUUGUAAUUUAAUCUACACCGACAUUACACACUCGCUUGAAUACCAAAUGAACCAUAAGGUUCGAUACCGUCUACUGGCUGCCAUUCGACCAUUGAUCGACAUUUAUUACGACCAGAAUAAGAAGGUUAAAAGCAUUAUCGAGCUAAAUCAUUUUAUCGGACAACAGCUUGGACUCAUUUUGAAUGCUCACCACUUAUCAGAUCAGAUUAUUCGACAAAUUUCUGACAGUAAAUCAACAAACAAUAUCCUUCAAAGACUGUGGAAGCUGGUUACCAACAGAAAAUACGCAGAAGCGAGACAGCAUGAAUUGAAUGAAUCCAUUGCACUUCAAGCUUGGCUACAGUCCUGGUUAACUGAUAUUGAGUUUAUUGUUACUGAAGAUUUUGAUUCGAAUUUAUACACUCUUUCUCAAAAUGUAGUCGUUGUUUAGAUUAUUCACCUACUUGAGAAAUAAAAAUGUCUGUUUGAAAACUUUAUAUGCUGCCUGUGUUAGGAAUUAAUGAUAGGCCGCGUUUUGUAGAAUAAUAGGUUGAUAUUAUUGAAACGAUCAAAAAAUAGAUUGCUUUGAAAAAACCUUCAUUCCAUUAUUCGACCCUUUUGACUGAUGUUUUUUUUUUAAUCUGCAUAUGACCAUUCUAAGUGAGGCAGUCCUCCUAGCUGGUAUCUCUUUCAU
Molecule: messenger RNA, 1178 nt
Organism: Mycotypha africana
Lineage: Eukaryota; Fungi; Mucoromycota; Mucoromycetes; Mucorales; Mycotyphaceae
Exons: 2
Coding region: 207-935 (242 amino acids)
Source: RefSeq, a predicted model, not a curated record